AUGCUACCUCGAGCAGCUCGUCGCCGAAAUGUGUUUCAUCAUUUACGCCAAUCAGCCGAGCAGCUAUCCCUGCCCUGGCUGUGUCCAGCGGCAUCGAGACUCCAUUUCCAAUCAAGUCGGCCGGAGUCGAUGAGCGGUCCGGCUCCCUCGACUUCCAACGAGCCUGGCCGCCGCCGACCAUCUUUACUCUCUACUCGGAGCUUGGCCACUGCUACAGACAAUUCCAUCAUCGAGCCUGGUCGCCAGAAUCUGUUCGAGGAUAUUCAUUACCCAACCGCUUCCAACAAUGACUCUUCUUCUGUACGAUGGGUCCCCUCUGAAUUUUCUUCGCAUCUCAACUCCAGGGAUCCUUCCAUCGUCAUAGUGGAGACCUCCUUACAGACGAAACCGAAAGUUUUCCGGAAAAUCAAUGGCAUUGGAGGUGAUGCGUCGGAGAUGCUUGCCAAUUUUGACGUUUCACUCAAAGUUGGCAAAUUCGAACGUGCCGGCAGUCUAUUGACUCGUCUGUUGCAAUUCUACCCUCCGGGCUCGCCCGAGUACUUGGAUCUCCACAAUCGAUAUUUGGAGGCGAUGGUUUCACAUAUGAUCGUGAACAGGCAGACUGAACUGACCUGGCCGCUGCAAAAGUGGUUCGAGGUGAGGAUGCCGCAGGCUUCUGUCAAGCCAAAUGCGACGACGUACGCAAUCAUGAUCCGGAUGGCGUUGCGCAUGCUACACGGCUCUAGGCGUGAUCGGACGGUCCGGAGGUAUUGGGAAAUGGCUAAGAAUGAUGGAGUCGAGGAGGAUGUCCUCGGGCUUCCGGUUUUAUCUGAGCUCGAGCUGGGCGAGUUGUCAGAGAUCUGCGCUGCAGACUUGCAGCGAGUAGCAAUGGGCAACAUGGAAGAAGAUUCACUGCAGGUACUGCCUGGGAAUAACGAGACCGAACCUACCCCUGUCCGCCCGGUGGAGCAAAAGGGCCAGGGGUUGAAGUCUUUAAAGAAAACGCUUUCGGUGUUGUCUGGUACCGUUGAUCCUCUACGUGCGCCGGAUGUUGACACUUCGGACCCGGAAAAAAUCAAAUCAUAUCAAAAAAUGCGACAGCAGCGGCUGGAGGCGACAGCAAUUCAGUCGGCUGUCGAUCGCUGGCGUUACGAGAUGGAACAAAUGAGAAAGUCUGGUCUCGAUACGUCUGGCGGAGGCAAGAAAUUGGGUCCGAUGAUAAACCAAUGGCAUUCCGAUCUCGUUUCCAAGAUCCACGAGGAGUUAAAACUCGUGGCUGAGGCCGAGCAGGAAGGCUCGUCGCCCUCGAUUGCGCACAGGGAGCGUCGCGAGUAUGGUGUCUACCUGCGAUCUAUGGACCCUGAGAAACUCGCUGCUAUUACUAUCCUCCACCUCGUCCACAUUUUCAGCCAGGGCGGUGUCGAGAAAGGGUUGAAGCUUUCGUCGAUCGUGACGACUCUCGGCAGAGAAAUCCAGGAUGAAUUGAUUGCGGAAGAGGUGCUACGGAAGGCCAAGCAAGAUGAUACCCGGCGGCAGAACAUGAUUGCCAAGAUGCUCGAGACUCGGAAACAGAGAGCAGGGCGUGGGAAAUGGCAGUCCCUAGUGCAGCAGGUGAAGGAAUCAAAGCCUUCUAUCCUGUGGCCAGUCAGGGUCCACGCGAAAGUGGGAGGCAUUUUGAUGGCUCUCCUCUUCGAUGUUGCCAAAGUCCCUGUGACCACGGAACAUCCCGAGACUAAGAAGCGGACCACGACCUUGCAACCCGCUUUUCAACACUCGUACGAAGUGCUCAGAGGGAGGCGGGUUGGCUUGAUCCAUCUGCAUCCCGAAGUGAGCGGGAAGCUCUUUCGCGAACCGCCGACGCAUUUGAUCGCCCGCCAUAUGCCUAUGCUGGCCGAACCCAGGCCGUGGACUGGAUUCCGAGAAGGAGGAUACCUGGCCCACCAAAGUCAAAUCAUGCGUUGUACGCCGGGUGAUCACAUUCAGGAGCUUUACGUAAAGAAGGCUCUCGCAAACGGCGGGCUUGAGCAGAUCCGUGCUGGUCUGGAUGUUCUUGGGAAGACGGCAUGGGUCAUUAACCAGGACGUGUUCGACGUCAUGCUCGAAGCGUGGAACUCGGGCGAAGCCAUCGCCAAGAUCCCGCCUCUGGAGCCUGAUCUUCCUUAUCCCCCCGAGCCUGCGAAAGACGACCAUGAAGCGCGGAUCCAGUGGAGCCGUGCUGUUCGCCAAAUCGAGAACAAAAGGGCGGGUCUUCAUUCGUCGAGGUGUUUCAUGAACUUCCAGAUGGAGAUCGCUCGCACGUUUCGAAAUGAGACCUUCUACUUGCCUCACAACCUGGACUUCCGGGGUCGAGCUUAUCCACUUCCAUCUUACCUGAAUCAAAUGGGCGCGGAUAAUGCUCGGGCUCUGCUGCUCUUCAAAGAGGGCAAGCCGCUCGGUGAGUCGGGGUUGAGAUGGCUGAAGAUCCACCUCGCGAACGUCUAUGGAUUUGACAAGGCCAGCCUUCAAGAACGAGAAGCUUUCACCAUGGAGCACCUGGACGACAUCCUCGACUCGGCCAACAACGGGUUGCAUGGUAGGCGAUGGUUCCUUGGAGCCGAGGACCCAUGGCAAUGCCUCGCAGCAUGCUGCGAGCUGAGGAACGCCCUCCGGCACCCGGAUCCGACACAGUAUCCAUCUCGACUACCGAUCCACCAGGAUGGGUCAUGCAACGGGCUUCAGCACUACGCUGCGCUCGGUGGAGAUGUCCAGGGCGCCCAACAGGUCAACCUGGAACCUUCCGAUCGCCCAUCCGACGUGUACACAGGCGUGGCAGAGUGGGUCAAGGAGAAAGUCGCGCGUGACGCCGCGGAGGGCAAUGAGAUUGCCAAGAUUCUCGAGGGCAAAAUCAAGCGCAAGAUUGUCAAGCAGACCGUGAUGACCAAUGUCUACGGCGUCACCUUCAUCGGCGCCAUGAGGCAGGUCAAGAGACAGCUGGUCGAACACUACCCGGAUCUUCAACCGGUCAACGAAUGUGCGAAGUAUAUCGCUCGAUGUAUUUUCAGUGCCCUCGGUUCUAUCUUCAGCGGAGCCCACAGUAUCCAGUACUGGUUGGGCGACUGUGCCAGUCGAAUCAGCACGUCACUCUCCCCGGCCCAGAUCGAAGAGCUCGCAAAGGAGGUUCUGGAAGGUGAUCCUGAUGUGACAUCUAACAAGAAAACUCAGGCGAGGGAGUACAACCCGUUGAAGAUGUUUCGCUCUACCAUUAUCUGGACCACACCCCUCGGCUUGCCUGUCGUCCAGCCGUAUCGCUCCGUUAAGACUCGCCGUAUCCACACCAGUCUGCAGGACCUCAGUAUCCAGGAUCCAACGGCCGACGGGGUUGUUUCCAAGCGCAAGCAGCUGCAGGCCUUCCCACCGAACUUCAUUCACUCGCUCGAUGCUACUCACAUGAUGCUUUCCGCAAUCGAAUGUGAUCGGCGAGGCUUGACCUUCUCGGCCGUCCAUGACUCGUUCUGGACGCAUGCGUGCGACGUUGACGUGAUGAACGCUGUCCUUCGGGACUGUUUCAUCCGCAUGCAUUCCGACGACAUCAUCAAGCGGUUGGCGUCGGAAUUCCGGGUGCGCUAUGCGGGCCACUUGUUCCUGGCGAAGGUGCCGCUGCAGUCGCGGAUUGGAAAAGCGAUUACCAAGAUCCGAAAGAAGGGAAUCGCUCAGCAGCUGCACGAGCUGUUGGAAGAACAUCGGCGGCAGACUCUGCUCCGGUCCGAGGAUCCGGAACUGCAGGAACGAGGCCGUGCGAUGGUGACGCCGGCCAGCAUCUUUGAGGCGAUGGGGGGGAAGGAUGAGGAUCUGGCGGUGUCCGCCUCGCUGGGUGAGACUGCCGUCGGCUCGAUCCCCACUGACAUGGAGAGCGCCCAGAGGGCAGCCUUCGGUAGCGACGAUGCCGACCAGGAGGACACCGGGGUGUCGAGUCCGUUCCCCGAGUUCGAUCAGCUCAGUGAUGCCGAGGCCAAUGCCUCCGCGGGGCCGGGUCGCCGGGACAUGGAGGCCGAAGACCUCGAGGCCGAGGAGGAUGAGUCGGAGACUCCCAAGAAGAAACAGGCGCAGAGGAAGAAGAUGGUCUGGCUGUGGCUUCCGCUGAAAUUCCGAGAGGUUCCCAUGAAGGGAGACUUUGAUGUCAAGCGACUGAAGGAGAGUAAAUAUUUCUUCUCUUGA
Messenger RNA from Rasamsonia emersonii CBS 393.64, 4173 nucleotides. Its product is annotated as DNA-directed RNA polymerase. Gene Ontology annotation, cellular component: mitochondrial DNA-directed RNA polymerase complex. NCBI's taxonomy places the organism in Eukaryota, Fungi, Ascomycota, Eurotiomycetes, Eurotiales, Trichocomaceae. Gene Ontology annotation, molecular function: DNA-directed RNA polymerase activity; mitochondrial promoter sequence-specific DNA binding. Gene Ontology annotation, biological process: mitochondrial transcription. The record is from RefSeq and is a predicted model, not a curated record. The transcript is spliced from 2 exons. The coding region runs from base 1 to 4173 and encodes 1390 amino acids.